AUGGCGGCGGCAACGACGGAAUGGUGGUACAAGAACAAGGAGGGAGAGAAGACCGGUCCCUUGCCCCUCGACCUUCUGGAAGCUCUCUGGCUCUCUGGCGAGAUCGACGGGUUGACCUCCGUGUGGAAGGAAGGGAUGGAGGAUUAUGCGAGCAUCUCAGCUGUAGAUGAGCUGAGAUCCUACUUCCAAUCCAUCGCGGAUGAAGAGGACGAGGAGGACGAUGGGGAAGGAGCAGGCCCAGCGAACGAAGAACAUAUCGAAGUCGUCAAGUUCACCGGCAAGCAGCUUUGGGACAUGCAGUGGGCGUCAACAACAACUCCGGAAGGCAAAACCUACUACGCCAACAAGUACACGUUCGAGAGCUCUUGGGAACCUCCCCAGACUCCUACGACAUUCGAUGACGAGGAAGCGGCCAAGGUUCGAGCACCCUGGAUGCUGUGCUGGACAGCAAAAGGAGAGAAACUUUGGCUGAACACUGAGAACAAGGAGCAGCAGCCUCUCUGUCCCUUUGCCUUGGGCCCGGCCUUCAUAGCAGCCGAGAAGUUCGAAGGGUCCAAGCCCGGAUACUCGUUCAAGAAGGGAGACCAGGGAGUAGGAUAUUAUGCCGAUGAGAAGAAUCAGGUCACUGCGGAGCCAGCGGCGGCGCAAGGGAAGGCGGAAACGAACGAUGCGAAGAAGAAGAAGAAGAAGAAGAACAAGCCUCGAUGGAAGAAGAUCAAGGACAACACCUACGUGUAUGUGCAGGGCCUGCCAGUUGACACGACCAUGGAGGAAGUUGCGACUUUCUUCAGGCAUCUUCAAUUCGGCGUCCUCAAACCGAGUGAGGAGGACGGCAAGACCCCCAAGAUCAAACUCUACAGGGAUGAGGACGGCAAUCUGAAGGGAGACGCCCGAAUCGCCUUCCUCAAAGCUGCUUCCAUCCCCCUGAUCGCCGAUGGGUCGAACUUUCGAGAUGACAAGUACCCGCUGAAAGUUCAACCGGCUCAAUUUCAGAUGAAGGGACAGCAGUAUGUUGAGAAAGAGAAGAUGUCCGAAGAAGCCAAGAAAGAGCGGCAGAAGCGUAUUCAGGCCAUUAAGAAGCAGGAAAGAGCUCUUGAUUGGGGAGCCGACGAAGGAAUUGACGAUGGGAGAGGAUUGAGGAUCGUGAUUUUGAAAAACAUGUUCACCGUGGAAGAAAUGAAAGUAGACGCAGAAGCAGCCAUCACCCUCCAGGUGACUAUCUUUGAUCGGAACCCCGAGGGAGUGGUGGCGAUCAAGUUCAAACAAGCGACGUCAGCCGAGGAGUGUAUCGAGAUCUUCAACGGCAGAUUCUUCGGGGGACGUAAAUUGACCUGCGAAUUUUG
This is a messenger RNA of Guillardia theta CCMP2712, 1343 nucleotides long. RefSeq lists its product as hypothetical. The record is from RefSeq and is a predicted model, not a curated record. The transcript is spliced from 17 exons. Lineage: Eukaryota; Cryptophyceae; Pyrenomonadales; Geminigeraceae. The annotation marks the transcript as partial. Gene Ontology annotation, cellular component: U2-type spliceosomal complex; U2 snRNP. Gene Ontology annotation, molecular function: RNA binding; protein binding.